Molecule: messenger RNA, 1278 nt
Organism: Oldenlandia corymbosa var. corymbosa
Lineage: Eukaryota; Viridiplantae; Streptophyta; Magnoliopsida; Gentianales; Rubiaceae
Source: the annotation of a GenBank genome assembly
AUGGCUAAUGGCGGUGAUGUUGGCAGGAUUGUUGAUCCCAGGUUGCAGCAAGAAAUUUCAUCAAGUAGCCUCAAUGAAUUUGUGAGAAUUGUUAAGAAAUGCUUGCAUCAGCUGCCAAAACGACGGCCUACGAUGGCUCAAGUGGUGUCGAAUCUAGAGCAGGCGCUGGAGCUGCAUCUGUCUGAGAAGGAGAAUAUUCACUCGCUUCAUUGGACUCAUCACAAAACCAAGAUGCUGGACAGGAGUAGUAGUGUCAUAUCUCCUCCUGGUGAUGCAAACACUGGAAAGAAAAAUCAGAAUGUGGCUUCAACAGUGGGGGCAAAAAUGAAGGAUUCUGCUAGGCUCAGAAGAACAUUAUUAGGCUGGCCAUGGAAACCACUUUGGAACCGAGGUGGAUUCGGGAGUGUGUACAAAGGUUUUAUACCUAAAGAUGUCAAGAAAGGGCUUCCACCAACUCCAGUUGCCAUUAAGUUUCUUAGUGGCAGUAGUUCCCAAGGUCAUAGAGAAUGGCUGGCAAUGCUUUGGAAUCUUUUCUCCAUCCAGCUUUCCCAUCCAAAUUUAGUAAAGCUGAUUGGAUACUGUUGCGAAGGCGAGAAAAGGGUACUUGUCUACAAGUACAUGGCUGGCGGAAGUGUCGAAAAAAAUUUAUUCUCAAGCAGCUUGCGUCCGCUUUCUUGGUCAGUUAGAAUGAAGAUUGCAUUUGGUGCAGCAAAAGGUCUUGCAUUCCUACACGAAGCCGAGAGGCCUGUCAUCUUCCGUGAUUUUAAACCAUCCAAUAUUCUCUUGGAUUUGGACUACAAUGUAAAACUUUCUGAUUUCGGUCUGGCAAAAGAUGGACCAGUUGGUGAUGAAACACACGUUACCACCUGUGUAAUCGGAACACGUGGUUAUGCUGCACCAGAAUAUAUCAUGACAGGUCACUUGACGCCUAAGAGCGACGUAUACAGCUAUGGUGUAGUCCUGCUUGAGCUUCUAACAGAAAGAAGAGCAUUAAAUGUGCCAUUGGUUGAGGAUAAGAGAAAACUGGCUGCCAUUGUGGAUCCAAGGUUACAAGGAGAUUAUCCACUUGAAGAUGUUCAUAAGGUUGCUAUGUUGGCCGGUAGUUGUUGUCUGAAUCAAAUCCCAAAGAAAAGGCCACUGAUGCAAGAAAUCGUAGAUACCCUGGAGCCACUUCAGGAGGGGCUAGAAUCUGUUGAGCAUACUGACACUGAAAGAAAAUAUGAUCCAAACUUUCAUCAACUGCAUCACACAGAUUGGAUUUCAGUGGCUGAGUUAUAA